GGAGGAGGACAAGUAGCCGCCGGGAGGAACCUCCCGGCUCGUCCCCUUCUCCUUCCCCGUCCCCCAUUGCCUCCUCUCUCUGCCUUUCUAGCGAUUCCCACCCGCAGCUUCCUCCGCCGCCGCGCUACCGGGAGGGGAGGGGAGGGGGCGGUCAGACUGCGAGAUGGCUUCGCCGGAGGCAUCGGCGGCGGCCGGGGAUGCGGCGGCCCAGACGGCCGCCGUCGAGGUGGAGCCGAUCCGGCUGCCGUCGCAUGAGGACAUGAAGAUGCAGGACACGUACAACAACUGCGUCGUCCGGAGCGUCCUGAGUGGUGUCAUGGGUGGUGGUCUUGGUGUAAUGAUGGGACUAUUUCUUGGAGCUUUGGAGAAUCCAGUCAUGGCAGAGGAGAUGACAGCAAGGCAACAAAUAGUCUACCAGGCAAAGCAGAUGGGAAGGAGAAGUAUGGGCAAUGCUAAGACCUUUGCAGUAAUGGGCCUGAUUUUCUCUGCAGUUGAAUGUGUCGUAGAGAAGGCUCGGGCAAGGCAUGACGUUACCAAUUCAGCAGUAGCUGGUUGUGUUACAGGAGGAGCUUUAGCUGUGAAAGGUGGCCCUCAAGCUGCUUGUAUGGGCUGUGCGGGUUUUGCUGCCUUUUCGGUGGCAAUUGAGAAGUUCAUGGAUCGCCAUACUUGAAUCAGUGGUGGAAACAUUGCAUCCUCUAUACAUGUCAGUAAAUCAAGUGGUCGUUUUUGUGGCAAGCAUUAGCAGGAUUCAGCAUUGCCUGGAGAACUUCUAGUUAUAAUUUGCAAUAUUUAGUGGUUGUUACAUGUAUCCAGGGAUCUUGUAACCUAAGUUUUGUAACUUCCGGCUAUCCUUGGCACUGAGUAGCUAUAAUUCUAGCAGUCUGUCUGCCGAUUCGAUGCUAUGUUAUGUCAUUGCUGUAAUUUUACUGAUGCAAUAGCAGACUGCUUCGGCUGGGCUGUAUUUCUUC
Lolium rigidum is the source of this 968-nucleotide messenger RNA. RefSeq names its product mitochondrial import inner membrane translocase subunit TIM22-4-like. Gene Ontology annotation, biological process: protein insertion into mitochondrial inner membrane. The transcript is spliced from 4 exons. Bases 164 to 670 code for a protein of 168 amino acids. The record is from RefSeq and is a predicted model, not a curated record. Lineage: Eukaryota; Viridiplantae; Streptophyta; Magnoliopsida; Poales; Poaceae. Gene Ontology annotation, molecular function: transmembrane protein transporter activity. Gene Ontology annotation, cellular component: TIM22 mitochondrial import inner membrane insertion complex.